UCAACAUUCACAAUCAACGUUAAUAUAUUUUAAAUAAAAUUGUUUAAAAAAUUAAGAAAGUUUGAAACCAAAUAUAUUUGAUUUGAUUUUUGAUUGCGUUACUGUGACGUAACUUUGUUGUCAAAAAGGCAUAAGCAAGAAAUUUCAACAAUGCCUGAGAAACAAGCACACCUUCCUGAUCGCCCGUCAAUUUUCCUAUUAAUCGGCGUCGUAAUUCACAAAUAAACCAACCGAGCAUGAAAAAAAUAAUGGAUGAUCCGCCGGCGUCAACCCGGAAGGCUGGAGCGCGCCGAACUUUAGUCAAAUUUGCGGAAGGAGAGAAAGUAGCGUGGAGGGAAGUUGUGUCGCGGAAAAAAGCGACGCGAAUGGACGGACGACUUCCUCUCGGUGGACACUUGCCUCCAACGGUUGUUAUAUAUAGUGGUGGUUGGCGCGAUGGACGACAUCAGUCCCAGGUUGACAUGAUCGGCAGGCACGCCAGGGCGGCUUCGGCCGGAAUGAUCCUCUGCGCGGCUCUCGCCCUCGCAGGAGUGGCCCACAUGGAUGAUAUGGAGGACACUUCUGUGGUCGAGUCAGUUAUCAGUGAAGUGCAGGUGCGUCCUCCGACUGACCUGUUUGAAGCGGCAAGUUCAUCCAGCAAAGGCUCGGGCGGAGACAAAGGUGGCAAAAAAGAGUCCAGUUACCACAAUUCGAAGUCAUUCAAGGGCGACAAUGGGUACAAGAAGAGCGACAGCUUCGACAAGGCGGACGGCGACACGUGGGGCCACGAAAGCCACACGAGCACCGGCAAGAAGGGUGGCGGCGAGGACGGGGGAUCGUGGAAGGACAGCGGCACCUGGGCCAGCAGCCACUCGUCGGACGAUGACGAUGGCGGCCACGGCGACUACGGCGGGAUUGGCGCGCACAGCCACAAAAUCAGCCAGGGCAAAGGCCUGUUUUCCUACGAAGACGAAGAAGAGUCAGAGGAUGCGAGUAAAGACGCGGCGGGCAGUGAAGAGGGCGACGGUGGACAUGGAAGUUUCAGUGAAAUGUACGACUCAUUUUUAUCAAAAUUCGACGAUGACGAGGAGGACGAUGAGGAAGAUGAAGAUGAGGAGUGAAUAAAUUUUUAAAUUUAAUGGAUUUUUUUAUGAACUGCAAGUCGAGAGGCGGGCGACACAUGAUAAAUGUUGAUCCGUUGAAUUUUUAAUCUAAAGGGGGGCAAAAGUGUUUUUGACCACUAAAUGCAGCCCUAAUUCACGAAGGAAAUUAUAUUUAAGAAAUAAAAUUUAAUUAAAAAGGCACUUUUAAAACUUAAAACAUAUCUAUGAAUAAAUCUAGCCAAGCUCUUACUUUAAAUAUAAACAGUUUAUUAACGAAAAACAAAUCGGGUGCAUCAAUAAUUAUAAAAAUCAUUGCAAAUUUGAUACCUAAAGUGGAUCCAGCUAUUUUUCUCAGUUGGCAAAACAAAAUUCCCGUAGGAUGAAAUGUGAAAUUUUACUACAUCAAAUCAGGAGAGUAAUCCCUAAAACCAUCUUUUUUUUCUUUUUUCUAGAUAUAAUUUCCAUAUAAAAUCACGGUCAAAAAAUAAUACUGAGGAGUACUUAAGCCACUUAAGCAAUGAGUGAGCGUCCGAACGCGGAAAAUAUGAGCGCUUUGUGCAAGUUAAAUGGUUGAGCGCAUUCUGCACACUGAACGGGUAUUUUUUUUUCUCUCUUUCUCUCUAAUGCGGCUAAACUUUGUGACAUUUGAACGGAUCAAACGGUGUCGCCUCAGUCUGUUAACUUUUCAGCAGAAAAUUACCAAAGCAAAAAACGAGGUGACAACAUUUCCUUGUGAAAUUUUCUUAACUUUUCUUUCUGUCAAAUGUAGUGAAGCUAAAUUUUAACAAUUUUUUCAAGUUUAUCUGACAAAUA
This is a messenger RNA of Neocloeon triangulifer, 1895 nucleotides long. Its product is annotated as keratin, type I cytoskeletal 9-like. The transcript has 2 exons. NCBI's taxonomy places the organism in Eukaryota, Metazoa, Arthropoda, Insecta, Ephemeroptera, Baetidae. Bases 237 to 1100 code for a protein of 287 amino acids. The record is from RefSeq and is a predicted model, not a curated record.